CGUCAACCCUAGAUACAUAGGUGUAGGUGUUCGAACAAGGAAGAACAAAAUGAUUUUUAUCAAAUCACUGCCGUGUUAUUCUUCAUACAAAUUGUUAGAAUUUUGAGAAUACCAUGACUGCUAAAACUAAUCACGUGAUAUCUGCCGCCAUUGACUUUGGAACAACAUUUUCCGGAUAUGCAUUCUCAUCACGUGACGACUUUUAUACGUCACCUGGCAAAGUAUCCUCCAUGACAUGGACAGCCGGAUCCGGAUGUCUACAGUCUCUGAAAACUUCAACUUGUGUGUUGUUCAGUCCGGACAAAAAAUUCUCUACUUUCGGAUUCCAAGCUGAAGACAAAUAUUCUGAGUUGGCGUUAGAGGAGAAAGAAAAAGGGUGGUACUUCUUCCGUAGAUUCAAGAUGGAGCUCUACAAGGUCAAAGAGGUGACUGCGGACAUGCCCCUAAAGUCAGUAGACGAGAAAACCUUACCCGCUAUGGAUGUCUUCUCGGCAGCCAUUCGGUACAUGAAGGACCAUCUCGUGAAGGCGUGUUGUACUCAGGGAUUUUAUCUUGAGUCACGUGAUAUACAGUGGGUCCUCACUGUUCCCGCCAUAUGGGACGACUCCGCUAAGUUGUUUAUGAGGAAGGCAGCAGUGAAGGCCGGCAUUUUGACCGACACAUUACUUUUGGCCCUCGAACCUGAAGCAGCUGCCAUGUAUUGUAAAACCAUUCAUGUCAAGAUGUCAGACGAGAGGGGUGGCAGAACAUCUUUUGAACCUUUUAAGAUAGGAACUAAAUACUUGGUUGUAGAUGCUGGAGGUGGUACGGUCGAUAUAACAGUUCACCAGGUUCAGGACGGCGGGACACUGAGAGAAGUUUGUACAGCAAGCGGAGGAGAUUGGGGUGGAACAAAGGUGGACGAACAGUUCGAAAAUUUACUGAAAAAUGUAUUCGGUCAAGAUGUCUUUGAAACCUUCCGCCGUGAACAUGUUGAAGACUUUCUGGAGAUCCUUAGAAAUUUUGAGAUGAAGAAAAGGACCUUGUCGGAUAGACAGGACGAUAACAUUACUCUUUCGGUACCAGUCUCCUUGCUGGAUAUCUACGAAAAGCUGAAACCGUCAACAUCUGUCGAGUUUAUUGCUGCAAACUCUGGACAUAUCUUCCGGAAAAGGAACAAACUUCGCAUAUCACCUCAAUACGUGAGUUCACUCUUCAAAACGUCUACUGAUGGCGUUGUAAACCACCUGAAGAGGAUGAUGAAAAACCCACUUGUUGCCGAUAUAUCCUCCAUUAUCAUGGUCGGUGGAUAUUCCGAAUGCUCGUUACUGCAGAACAAGAUAAAAGAUACGUUUCCCAACUUACGCGUGAUAGUCCCACCAGAGGCUGGUCUGGCAGUGCUGAAGGGGGCUGUGAUAACCGGUCACACACCUUCCGCUAUCACUCACAGGGUCUGUCGAUAUACCUAUGGAUUUGAUGGAGCUGUUCCAUUUGUAGAGGGCGUCCAUGAUCCGAAAAGAAAACACGUCUUUGGCAAAGGAGUUGUACUAUGCAAUGGUUUAUUUCAGAGGCAGGUUAGUGUUGGUGAUGUCAUAAGUGAAGGAUACAAGGGUAAACGUCUGUGUUAUCAGGUCAAGGAAAAAACGAGUACAAAAAUCUAUAUCAGCGUUUAUGCAUCUCCACAAACCAAUCCAAUGUACGUUCAACAUGAUGGUUGCAAAAGGAUUGGAUCUCUUUACGUCGACAUGUCCGACACCACGAAGGGGCUGGAUAGGGGAGCUUAUGUUCAGAUGAUAUUUGGUGGUUCUGAAAUCAAAGUGGAGGCAACAGACAUACACACAGGUGGAAAACAUUCGGCUACUUUUGAUUUUAUAUAACCUAGUGACGAUAGCGUUACUUUUAAGUUUUAUUGAACAGCACCGUGCAUUGAUAAACAAAAUCUGCAAAUAUUCUUGAAACCAACAUUUUAUCAGAGUUAUAUGACAGGAAAUUGCAAAUGAAACAUUUUCACUUGAUGAUAACGCGAGAUUAUGACGAUUGAAACAACAGGGACCUUUACAUUGGACUUUUUAAUUCACACGAGACAGUGACCUAUCCUAACCGCCCUUUGUCCGUCGUCGUCCGUUGUGCGUUCGUAAACAAUUCCAUUUCAACUUCUUCCCCAAAACCGCUCAACCAAAUUCAAUGAAAUUAGACAGGAAGCUUCCAUGGCCCAAGGCCAGCUACAACUGUGAAUUAUAUGGGGUCUGAGGGGCGGGGCCAAAAAGUGUUGAAUUAUCUCAAAAAAAUCUUAACUCCCAGAUAUGAUAGAAUCCUUCGAGUCACAUAUAUCCCCCUGGGGAGGGGGUAAAGUAUACUAUAAUUUAUAUAGGAAAAUCACAUUUUUUGAGCAUUAUUUGUUCCAAAAUGCCAUUGGAAAUUAUACUAAAUUGGUUGUAAUUAUUAGUAUGGUAGCACACCACAGUAAGACAGCCUGGC
Messenger RNA from Pecten maximus, 2457 nucleotides. RefSeq names its product heat shock 70 kDa protein 12A-like. Lineage: Eukaryota; Metazoa; Mollusca; Bivalvia; Pectinida; Pectinidae. The record is from RefSeq and is a predicted model, not a curated record. Bases 114 to 1856 code for a protein of 580 amino acids. Gene Ontology annotation, molecular function: ATP-dependent protein folding chaperone; ATP binding. The transcript has 5 exons.